GAGGCCAGGACCACCUAUCGGAGGAUCCUGCAGGAGUCUGCGAGGAAGCUCAACACGCAGGGCUCCCACUUGGGGAGCUGUAUUGAGAAGGCUCGGCCCUACUAUGAAGCUCGACGGCUGGCUAAGGAGAUAAUGUGGAUUCAUCAUUGGAAGACUGUAAUAGAAACAAGAAAAAUCCAAAAUCUCUCCCAAUUCUGUCAUGCACUUUAUACUCAGGAUUUGUUUGAUCCAGUGUGGGAAGGUGCUAGGCAAGGGGACAGCUGCCUUGAAAGAGUUCAUGCCUUAGGAGUUGAGGAGGGGACCUGCCAUGCCAUGCAGGGCCACAUGGGGGAGCACCAGGGUCAUUGAGGCAGAGGUGACUAGGGAAGCCAGCCCAGAGCAUCUGUUGUGGUUUUGUGGGAAGCAGCAGCUAAAGCAGGGCAGGCUAGUCUGAGUGGAUUUCAUAUUGAAUGGUCUGCAUAAUUCUGCCGGGCUCUGGGCUCUGGGCUCUGAGGGUGGUCUCUCAUUAUCUGUAGCUGACUCUGCAGUGAUGUAGGGCAGGGGAAGUAUUGGCCUGAGUAAGAGGUUGAUAAAGGAGAUGUCUGGUUGGGAUCCAGGCCUUGGAUUAGCUGGUUUACCUGUGAAGGAUGUACACACACAGAAUCUGACCAGGUCCAGGCAUUUUUCUAGCCCUGGGAGGAGCAGACCCUCUUGACCAGCAAGGCACCCCAAUGCCAGAUGAUGGAGAAAUAUAGAAAAUAAAAGGUAUGAGUAAUGCAGCAUAGAUAGCCACAUAUAACCACAUGGGCAUUCUUUGUAGUCACUUUGGUGUAUUUUCUGCCAAAGUAGGUUAUACAAUAUGUGCUGUUUUUGUCCCUUGUUUUACUUAGCUUUAUGAUAUGGGCAUGUGCUAGGCAAUGCUCCACCACAGAGCCACAUCCCCAGCCCCCAUGCCAUCAUCCUUUAAAGACGUAGGAAUAUUUUCUUGUUUUACUUGUUUAGUAUGUUUUCUCUCAGAACUUGGGUUAACAUUGUUUCCAGUUUUUUGCUUGGUUAGUAUAGGUUGAGUGUUCUUUUCCUGAGAUGUUUAGGACCAGAAGUGUUUCAGGUUUGUUCAGAUUUUAGAGUAUUUGCAUAGACAUAAUGAGAUAUCUUAGAGAUGGGGCCCAAGUCUAAACAUGACAGUUAUAUUAUGACAUAAACACCUUUGGACAUUGCCUAAAGGUACUGGGGAUUGAAUCCAAGGCCUAACACAUGCUAGGAAAGCUCUCUACCCCUGAGCUGCAUCCCUAGCCAUUUUUUUUUAAUUUUUUUUAUUUUGAGGCAGGGUCUUGCUAAGUGCCCGGGCCGGCCUCCUGAGUAUCUGAGCUUAGGUAUGUACCACCUCACCUGGUGUACCCAGGUGCUUUGGCAGUUCUGUGCCUGGACAGUCAUGUGGUAUGCCAUCUUUCACUUGUGGCAUUGUGCUGUGGUUAGAAAACUUCAGAUUUGGGAACGUGGUGGGGUCUUGGACUUGAGUCAGGGAUACUCAACCAACCCACGUGAUUGUGAUGAAUGUCUUGGGAAAUUACGUGGUCAUUUGCUUCAGCUUGCUCCCAGGAUGUGGAGUUGAUCCUAGAGAGUGACUUUCUGUAAGACUCAAUCCAUGUUGCUAACUACCUUCCAACUGAAAUGGUGUGGGUUUUCCCAGGGCAAAAGGCCAGCAGACUUUGAGUGAUGGAUUUCACAAGCUACCAUCUAUGGGCAGCAUCAUUCCUUCUGGGGUUUUGGGUUUUUUCCCCAGUACUAGGGAUUGAGCCCAGGGUGCUUUAACCACUGAGCUUCCUCCUUGGGCCAUUUCAUUUUAUGUCAGAGACAGGGUCUUGCUAAGUUGCCAAGGCUGGCCUAGAACCUGGGAUCCUCCUGCCUAAGCCUUCGGUCUCUGGGAUCACAGGCCCAGCAGGAGACACAGAAGGCAGCCUUGCGGUAUGAGCGGGCUGUGAGCAUGCACAAUGCCGCCCGGGAGAUGGUGUUUGUGGCCGAGCAGGGGGUCAUGGCUGACAAGAACCGACUGGACCCCACGUGGCAGGAGAUGCUCAACCAUGCCACCUGCAAGGUGAAUGAGGCAGAGGAGGAACGGCUUCGAGGCGAGCGGGAGCAUCAGCGAGUGACGCGGCUGUGCCAGCAGGCUGAGGCCCGUGUGCAGGCUUUGCAGAAGACCCUCCGGCGAGCCAUCGGCAAGAGCCGCCCCUACUUUGAACUCAAGGCGCAGUUUAGCCAGAUCCUGGAGGAGCACAAGGCUAAGGUGACAGAACUGGAGCAGCAGGUAGCACAGGCCAAGACCCGCUACUCAGUCGCUCUGCGCAACCUGGAGCAGAUCAGCGAGCAGAUUCACGCGAGGCGCCGGGGCCUGCCUGCCCACCCGCCAGGUCCACGGCGCUCCUCCCCUGUGGGGGCUGAGGCUGGGCCUGAAAGCCUGGAUGACGGGGACAGCGGCAUUGAGGGUGCUGAAGGUGGGGGGCUGGAGGAGGGUGGCAGUCUAGGGCCUGGACCUGGCGCGGACACAGACACACUGAGCCUGCUGAGCCUGCGCACCGUGGCCUCUGACCUGCAGAAGUGUGACUCGGUGGAGCACCUGAGGGGCCUCUCGGACCAUGCCAGUCUAGACGGCCAAGAGCUGGGACCCCGGAGUGGGGGACGCCGGGGCAGUGACGGUGGGGCCCGAGGGGGCCGCCACCAGCGCAGUGUCAGCCUGUAGCACGCUAUCUGGGGCUUUGGGCUUGUCUCCCACCGUAGGCUCAUCAGGGCCCUUGGGCUUCUUCCUGCCCCUCGGAUCCCAUCUUUCCCCUGGAGGCCAGCUGUGUCAGCCCUCUGUCUGCCCUGCCUCCUCGGCCUCCCCUGCCCCCUCAGGAGGCAGUCCUGCAGGGCCCCUUCAGAAGGCUGCUCUCUGCACUUAUCUCCUUCCCCUUACCCCUCUGAGACCCUUGACUUCCCACCUUCUGACUUCUUUCCUUCCUGGUCUAGCUUUGCCCCUCAGGGAACUUGGUCUAGAACACCUGGGAAGCUCAUCAGAGGAAAUGAGUACCCUAACCAGAGGGGUGCAAGGGGCUGCUGCUCCUCACCCACCCCAAGGCGGCUCCCAGGGUGCCCUAGCUAUGCUGCUGAGUCCUGCCGGCCAUGUGCCCCGCCCUUCUGUCCUAGCCUGCCUGUGUGAUUGGUGACUUUUCGCCUCUGGAGACACCACCACCCUCAGUGUGCCCUUUUGUGAACUGAGCUGCUGUUAUAUGUGCCCUGUAGCAGAACUUGCCAGAUGGAAGGGAGCCUGACCCCAUUAUCAACAUAGGGAAUGUUAUUCUAGACUGGCUCUGUAUAUGUGGUGUUUCUCCAGCUGGGCUGAGUCCUCAACCUUGCCCAGGUGCUAGUGGGUCCCUGAGGGGUCCAUGUGGGAGGCUGAUGCGGUCCCCACCCCUUGCUCUUGCAGUAGAGCUGGGCCAGUGUUUUGAGUGGGUGCUGCUGAACUGGAUCUCAGCACCCUCCUGUGGGUGGCGUUAGGGAAUUGGUGCUCAAUUGCUCUCCCUUGCUUUCCCUACUCCACGGUCCCUGGGGAGUGCUUAGGCUAGCCUGUCAAGCCUUGCCUGCCAUGAUGGGGGGGAGUCCCCUGGCUGAGGGUCCCAGCCCUCCUCGGGGAGCUGCUCCAGGGGUGGUGCUCCCAGUGUGUGUAGGGAAGCCAAACAGAUCUGGGUGCCUUGGGAGAGCUGGUCCUGCUGUGUCACCCCGAAAGGACAGGGAGCUCUUUCCCAGCCUGGGUGCUGCAGCACUUGGAGGAGGGGUGGGCCUUUCUGCACAGGCCUCUCCUACGCUCAGGUUGGAGGAGGAAGGUCACAAUGAGAACCUUGGGGUUUGAGGUGGCCACUGGUGAGGAGAAUCAGGGGACAUGGGUGUGCAACGAUGAGAACCUCAAGGUUUGAGCUGGCCACGGAAGGGGAGGGGAGACAUGGGUGUGUGUGAGUGCAUGUGUCAGUGUGAAUGUGGGAAAGGGACUGCCUUGGUUUUAUUUAAAUAAAAUAGUUUAUGUAACAGUAAA
Ictidomys tridecemlineatus (thirteen-lined ground squirrel) is the source of this 4042-nucleotide messenger RNA. RefSeq names its product SH3 binding domain protein 5 like (gene Sh3bp5l). Gene Ontology annotation, molecular function: protein kinase inhibitor activity. Lineage: Eukaryota; Metazoa; Chordata; Mammalia; Rodentia; Sciuridae. The record is from RefSeq and is a predicted model, not a curated record. Gene Ontology annotation, cellular component: cytoplasm. Gene Ontology annotation, biological process: intracellular signal transduction.